Molecule: messenger RNA, 9738 nt
Organism: Trachemys scripta elegans
Lineage: Eukaryota; Metazoa; Chordata; Testudines; Emydidae
Gene: DIAPH2
Product: diaphanous related formin 2
Exons: 29
Coding region: 184-3504 (1106 amino acids)
Biological process (GO): actin cytoskeleton organization; actin filament polymerization
Cellular component (GO): cytoplasm; actin filament
Molecular function (GO): microtubule binding; actin binding; small GTPase binding
Source: RefSeq, a predicted model, not a curated record
AGAAGGGUGCCGUGGACUCUCUCCUACCGGCCGGAGCGGGUGGGGGAAGGAGGAGGCAGCAGCAGCAGGGAGCCAGCCUGCGGGGGAGCCGCCUGUCUGCCCUGCGGUGUGUGCAGCGCCUAUGGGGCCCUGAAGAAGAAGAAGCCGCUCGCAGCACAGGAGGCCGUCGCUCAGGGCAGGAGGAUGGAGAACCAGGCGGCCCCUGGCGCCGGGGGCGAGGACACCCCGGGCUCCGGCAGGGCGAACCUCAAGCGCAGCGGGCGCGCCGCGGAGGAGGAGAACAGGAACAAGACCAAGUUGAACGUUCAAAUAAAAACUUUGGCAGAUGAUGUGCGUGACAGAUUAACAAGUUUUAGAAAAUCAGCUGUAAAAAAAGAGAAACCUCUCAUUCAGCACCCUGAUUCUCAAACCUCUAUGAGUGAAUUUCCAGUUGCCCAACCAUUGUUUGAUGAACGUUGUAUGAAUUUAUCAGAAAAAGAAGUUAUGGAUCUCUUUGAAAAAAUGAUGGAAGACAUGAAUUUAAAUGAAGAACGUAAAGCUCCUUUACGAAAUAAGGAUUUGACCACGAAACGUGAGAUGGUUGGCCAGUAUAUUUCUGCGACUGCCAAAUCUAUAAUUGGAAGUAAAGUUGCGGGAGGAUUGAAAAAUAGCAAGCAUGAGUGCACACUAUCUUCACAAGAAUAUGUCCAUGAAUUACGAUCUGGUAUCACAGAAGAAAAACUUCUUAACUGCCUAGAGUCUCUGAGAGUGUCUCUAACCAGCAAUCCAGUCAGCUGGGUCAACAAUUUUGGACAUGAAGGUCUUGGGCUUCUGUUGGAUGUACUGGAAAGGCUUCUGGACAAGAAACAGCAAGAAAGUAUUGACAAGAAGAAUCAACAUAAGCUUAUUCAGUGCCUCAAAGCAUUUAUGAAUAAUAAGUACGGAUUGCAAAGGACUCUAGGAGAUGAAAGAAGCCUUUUGUUACUAGCAAGAGCAAUUGAUCCAAAGCAACCAAACAUGAUGACGGAAACAGUAAAAAUACUUUCUGCCAUUUGUAUUGUUGGAGAGGAAAACAUUCUGGACAAACUUUUAGAAGCUAUAACGACUGCAGCUGAGAGAAAUAACAGAGAACGUUUUUCUCCAGUUGUGCAAGGAUUGGAGAACCAUGAAGCUUUGCAGUUGCAGGUGGCCUGCAUGCAGUUUAUAAAUGCCCUUGUCACUUCUCCAGAAGAUCUUGAUUUUAGGAUACACUUGAGAAAUGAAUUCCUACGCUGUGGACUGAAGAAAAUAUUGCCAGACCUAAAAGAGAAAGAAAAUGAAGAACUUGAUAUUCAGUUGAAAGUGUUUGAUGAAAACAAAGAAGAUGACUUAAUUGAAUUGUCACAUCGUCUCAAUGACAUCAGAGCUGAAAUGGAUGAUAUGAAUGAAGUAUACCAUCUGCUGUAUAACAUGCUGAAGGACACGGCUUCUGAAAACUAUUUCCUCUCAAUAUUGCAACACUUACUACUGGUCAGGAAUGACUAUUAUGUCCGAACUCAGUAUUACAAGAUAAUUGAAGAAUGCAUUUCACAGAUAGUACUGCACUGCAGUGGUAUGGACCCAGAUUUUAAAUGUAGAGGAAGAUUGGAUGUAGACUUUACCCACCUUAUUGAUGCAUGUGUGGACAAAGCAAAAGUAGAAGAAAGUGAACAAAAAGCAGCAGAAUUUUCCAAAAAGUUUGAUGAAGAAUUCACGGCUCGACAAGAGGCACAGGCUGAACUUCAGAAACGAGAGGAGAAGAUCAAAGAGCUUGAAACAGAAAUCCAACAGCUACGAACCCAGAGUCCAUUACUUUCAGCUGGUCAGCCUACAUCAGGGGCUCCUCCUUCAUCACCUCCACCGCCACCACCUCCAUUACCUGGUGGAAUCCUACCUCCACCUCCACCUCCACCUCCUUUGCCUGGAGGAGGUGUACCUCCACCACCGCCUCUUUUUGGUGGCCCUCCAUUACCACCGCCUCUCGGGGGCAUACCUCCUCCUCCAGGAGCUCCAGCAUCCCUGCCUUAUGGAAUGAAGGAAAAGAAAAAGUAUAAACCUGAGGUCUCUAUGAAGAGAAUCAAUUGGUCAAAGGUUGAACCCCAGGACAUAUUGGAAAACUGCUUUUGGUUAAAAGUUAGAGAGGAUAAAUUUGAAAAUCCAGAACUGUUCGCGAAAUUGGUGCGUACCUUUGGUACACAGAUGAAAGCUAAAAAGCCAGUAGAUGAUACAGAAGAAAAGAAAGUAGUUCUGCCAAAGAAACGAGUUAAAGAAUUAAGAAUCUUGGAUGGAAAAACAGCACAGAAUCUGUCAAUCUUUCUGGGAUCUUUCCGAAUGCCUUAUGAAGAAAUAAAAAAUAUUAUUUUAGAGGUGGAUGAAAAGAAGCUGAGUGAAUCCUUGAUUCAGAAUUUGGUGAAGAAUCUUCCUGAACAGAAGGAACUCAGUGCCUUAGCCCAGUUAAAGCAUGAAUAUGAUGAUCUCUGUGAGCCAGAACAGUUUGGAGUUGUGAUGAGCUCAGUGAAAAUGUUACGGUCUCGUCUCAAUGGCAUCCUUUUCAAGCUUAUGUUUGAAGAACACGUAAACAACAUCAGACCUGGCAUGAUGGCAGUAACUCUAGCCUGUGAGGAGCUGAAGAAGAGUGAGAGCUUUAAUAGGUUGUUAGAGCUAGUGUUGUUGGUUGGAAACUACAUGAAUUCAGGCUCAAGAAAUGCCCAGUCGCUGGGGUUUAACAUCAGCUUUCUUUGCAAGAUUAGAGAUACUAAAUCAUCAGAUCAAAAAACAACACUCUUGCAUUUUCUGGUUGAAAUCUGCGAAGAGAAUUAUCGGGACAUCUUAAAAUUCACAGAUGAACUGGAACACGUUGAGAGUGCAAGCAAAGUUUCAGCUCAAAGUCUCAAGAGCAACCUUGAUUCAAUGGAACUUCAGAUCCAUCGCCUAGAAAAUGAUAUUGAGAAGUUCCCUAAAACAGAAGAUGCACAUGAUAAAUUUGUGGAAAAGAUGACCAGCUUUACUAAGAGCGCCCAAGACCAGUAUGAAAAGUUGUCCAACAUGCAUAACAACAUGACAAAGUUAUAUGAGAAUUUGGGAGAGUACUUUACCUUUGAUCCCAAAGCAACAACUAUGGAGGAAUUUUUUGGUGAUCUAAGCAACUUCCGAACUAUGUUCUUGGAGGCACUGAAGGAAAACAACAAGAGGAGAGAAAUGGAGGAGAAGACCAAGAGAGCCAAGCUGGCAAAAGAGAAAGCUGAACGAGAGAGACUAGAGCGACAGCAGAAGAAGAAGCAGCUGAUUGAUAUGAACAAAGAGGGUGAUGAGACAGGAGUGAUGGAUAAUCUGUUGGAGGCCCUGCAGUCAGGGGCAGCCUUCAGGGAUCGCAGGAAACGAACACCAAGAAUGCAGGGACCAGUGAAGCUGGAUGAGAGUGCUGGAUGGUCCCACUGCUGCAGGGGAGAUAAAGGGAGCAGAGCGACUGUCCACUCCUCUCAAGAUACCCAGAUAACAGACGAGUAACUUUGGAAAGGUCACGUUCUCGCCACAAUGGAACUAUCACAGCUAUAUGAUUCCUCUGAAGCCAAAGAAUUGGAGAAUUGUUUUACUUACUUUAAAAUGCAGACCCACUGAAAAAAGUUAUACAUACAAACACCAGCAAUGAUCAGAAAUGAAAUUUAAAUGAAUUCUAGUGAAGAACACACCAGAAGAUAAAUACACAUUAUGUACUUUUAAGAGCUAUUGGGGGGAGGGGGAAAAAACCCCACUUACUGUACUUUAGUAACACAAUUAUCAGGAUUUGUAAACAGUGUUAAAAUAUAAGGUUCUAUGUUAUCUUGUUAUCUAAUGUGUUACUUGCCAUUUUUAAGGUGGCAAUUAUCUGAAGGGAGUUGAGACUUCUAGGAAAUGUUCUAUAUGGAGCAGAAUUAGAAAAUAGAGACUUGCUGAAAAAAUGCAGCAACGAACAAGAUCAGGUCACAGACGGGAGACAUGCUUCCAUUUGUGGUUCCCAUUUGGACAUGAAAGGAAAAAGGAACAAAAAUUUGCAUAUUAAUGAAUUCAGAUAUGAGCUGAUAUUGCACACAUCAUAGGAGACCCAUUGUGUAAGCAUGAGAAAGCAGUGUAUAGCCCCAAUCAAGUUACUUAGAAUCUUAUCUCAAGUUAAAUCUUGAUGGAUUUAGCUAUUUUGGUUGCAGUUAAACUUAUCAUAAAUCUACAGUUUCCGUGGUUUGAUGAUCUAUAGCUACUUAUUGCUAAAAACAAAACAAAAAAAGCAUAGGAUUGUACCAAAGUUAAACCGUAUCAAUUGCAUAAUAUGUUUUUAACUAUAUUUAAAAAAGGUAUUUUCUAAUUAUGCACUUAUAAAAUAUAUACUUUAUGCAGAUAUUUUUAAGGAAAAAUAAUUAUCAUAUUGUAAUUAUUCUAAAAUUCCUUUGCCUUUGUUUAGCUUUUAGAGACAAACUACAUUAUGCAGCUGUUCAGGACUGCUUCUUUCUAAGUUUUCCCUUUGUUUCUCAGGUAAAAUACCCUCCUUUACAGUUGGAUCUUAGUGCUGGAGAGUAAGCAGAUAAAAUUUUGUGUUUUUUACCCUUCAGCCCUAAGCAGCAGUGACCACAAUCAUUAUAGCAGCCUGACCUUCCAAGGAAGUGCCUCCCAUUUUAAUUUAAAUACAAGCCCCUACACUGAAGCACCUCAGGUGAGCUUAGUAUCUGACACUGCUUACAUUCUACCAUUUAAUGGGAAACUACAGUACAACUACCCUUACAUACCCAGCCUGAACCUGAACGUGCGGCCUUGCUGGGGGUUCACUUUAACCUCUACCAACCUUUGGACUCAAGGGUUAUUGUUUUUAUGUCAUCAUGAAUGGAAGUCAGCAUACUGUGGACAUUCCACAUAACAGGAAAUGGUACAAAAAAGUAGAUAUUUGCUCUGCAGUUGAUUCAGUUUUGCCACCAAAUGGGUUGUAUUAUUAUGGAAAUUAUUAUUCCCUGAGGAUAUUGGACAUCUUUUUUCUAUGUUAUAAACAGUGUUUGAAGAGUAGGGCAGGCACUCUAUUUUCUGUGCACCAGUUGUUAAACACAGAAAAAGAGGAGCAGUCAUAUUUGGAAGCUAUAUAACUUUGCACUACUGUUUGAACCAAAAGUCUUUAUACAAUAGCUUCUUUAUGCUUUGCUGUGUUAAAGACUUUCAAGUUUACCUGACUGGUCUGGGCUAAAUUCUUACAGUAUUGAAUUCAUUACAAGAAAAGGCAUUGAGCCCAUUUAGGUUCUCAUGGAAGUCAAAUGGGAAAAUUCCCAUAGAGUUAAAAGAGAGCAGGAUUUUUACACAUUAUUACAUUUCUCAACAAAAACGUGACUCAAACCUAGUGAAAUGCAUGCUGUAAAAUAAUACGACUGUAUCUAGUUUCCUUCUGGUAACAAAGUAAAGAGUUGUGUGUGUAUUUUAGAAAAAAAUAUAAAACAUAACUGUUUCCCACUGUUUCAGUAAGAGCCAGUAAGAAUUACAUUCCAUUUUGCAUAAGUUAACGCUGGCUUUGUAUUGACAAGUCUAAAUUUUUUAAAAUUUUGAAGUAUUAAAUUCACAGUUGUAGAAAGGUGCUGAAUGUAAAAAGGCAAAAUGUAAAGGAAUUAGCUCUGUAAUGGCUAUAUAUUCUAAUUUAUACCAUCGUGAAAAAAUGUACUAUAGCUCAAAAGUAAGAUAAACAAUUUACUAGGAUUUAAAGGCAGAAAUGUUGAAAAUAAUCAUUAGAACUCAUGUGAACUUAACCUAAUAACCCACAAUGGAUUCUUUAUACUGUAGCACUAAUUGCUACAAGUACAGAGUUUUUCAUUUCCUGGCAUUGUGUUUUUGAAAAAGCUCUGUAGCAGCGGACUGCAUAUAUUUAAAAACCAAAUCCUAGCAAAAAGCAAAUCCAAAAAAGUAACAUUAUCUGAUAUUUCUAUUUUGCUACACCGUCCUUUUUUCAUAUUUGAAACAUUUAUAUAAUUGAAUGGACACAUAUGUUAGAAACAAAAGUGUGUUUCAAAGGAAAACUAGUUUAGAAGACAAUUUAUGUAAAUACAAGGUGCUUGUAUUUAUGAAGUCUACAAUUAUUUUCUGAAAUUAAUGCUGGGUCACUUUGUCUUUUGAUAGCUUUUCAGUCUAUAUGAAAUUGCAGCUAUUUUUAAUGUUUUUAUUAUUGAUAAUUUUCAUAGUUGUCACAUGUUUAUCUAGUAAUCUAGAAGGUAUGUUUAGCCCAGAAGUGCAGCACCUUUUUCAGAAAUGGACUUGCCUUAUUUUCUAAUAUUAAAAAAUAAAAAUAAAAAAAUAUUUCAGUUAAAUUAUAUUUGCACUCAGAGUAAUCCCAGAAAAUAAAUCACCAGACCUUUUUGCAUACAUUAAAAACCAUAUAGGGAAUAUUAACUAAAGUUCCUACUAAUUAUAUUUUAUUAUAAGUCCCUUAAGAUAUUACAUUACACCUAGCACAGCACAUCAAUUUGCAUUCAGUUUUUAAAAUUUAAAAGUAACAAAGGAAAAAAACAUUUUAUGAUGUUGUUCUGUUUACAUUUCUUAGAGGUUUUUUUAAAGAGGAAAUUAUUUGUAACUUUAAAAUGAAUGAAACUACAUUUGUAAGUUGAUAUGGAAAUUUAAUAUUAAAGUAAAAUAUAUAUGCACAUAUCUAUUGCUUAAAACUACUGACAGUAUGGGUCAGACUCAUAAAAGCACUAGGCAUUAUUUACGCAAGUUUUACACCGUUAGUUCAGAAAAAAGUGCGACACACCAUGUAAUGUAUCUAGUCUGUGAUUCUGCAAAUGUCCUUUCCCUGCACAUAAGUGACAUUUGUUUUAAAUGUUAACCACACCUUUGACUGGUGCUCAAGCCAAAACAAAUAUAAUGCCUCCUAGGGCAUUAAGAAGCGUUCCCAAAAACACUGUUGCAUAAGUUUGGUCUGGUUUUGGACAUCAUUGGCCCAUAUGGCAGCAAUCUACAUAAAUUUGCCUGUUCUUAUUUAAAAAUGCAAACUUUACCUUACGUUCCAUUUUAUGAUAUAUAUAUAUAUAUAUAUACACACACACACACACACAUCUGAUAUGAUAUACACACACUAUAUAUGUUAAUAUGUGAAAUCCACUGAAACCAUUGAGUUUUUCACGGUUUCCACCCAAACCAUUGUUCAGCACAGGCUUAUUUAAAACUCAUCUGAUGACUGAAGAAGGAUUGCAGAACUUGAAGAGAACCUGGUAGAAUUUCAAGUUGAUAUCCAAAGUUUUGAUUGGCUGCAGAUUUCAUAAGGAAGUUUUGUAUAGCUCUACUUGUACAGCUCUCAGCCACAGAGGACCAAGCUUAUACUGGGUAGAUAUAAUACUUCCCCAAUAGAAUAUUAUAUUGCUAGUUUAAAAAAGUGUAGUAGUUACAAUGGGGUCAAAAGUUGUCCUUACCAUAAAUUGCUAAAUGUAGAUCUGUAUCAUUUUUAAGGGCUGCAGUCUGGCAGAACUUGCACAUGUUGUGCAGUUCACUCUAUUCUUGAGAAAGGAAUACUGUACUUGACACUGCAUCUUGCACAUUAAACAAGGACUUGCUUGAAUUGUUCUUAGCUCUUUCCAUGUUCAAACCUCUGAAAGUUCAGGAAUUCUACCACCUGUUAGUAAAUCAAAUCACUAUUUAAGAAAGGAAGCAGUAGAGACAUAAUCCCACCUUUUAUGUGCCAUAUUGCGUUUGUGCAUCUUACAUACUCAAAUGAGUAUUCCUGAGCCACAUCUCUUCUGCUACACAUAUAUUCCCUCUACUGUAAGAUGAAAAAACAAAUUCCCCCAAAAUGCUUUGUGUUUGCAUAUUCCAAAACAUGUAUUCUUCUGUGCACAGAAAGGAGUGUUAUGCAUGUCUGCUGGUAAAUUCUACUGAGAGAGUGAGUCUCUCUGGGUGCCACUCAAUCCUCAUUGAAGUCAAUGGAAAGACUUCACUGGAGUGAGAUCAGGCCCUCAAUACACUUAACUUCCAUUAGUACUCUUUUAUACAUAUGCCACAAAAUAUGAACAUAUUCUUUUACAAUUUACCUUAAAUUCCACACACUUACCAUGUACCACUCUGUGUGAUUCUGUUUUGGAGUCAGACAUGUAGGGUAAUGUGUCUCCAGAUGCCAAAAAAAUCCAAAACAGUACAAAUGAGGGGAAAAAACCAAAACUCAUGCACUUGUGUUUUUUAAUCAGUGAAUAAUGCCCAACUAUGUGUUUGUAUAUUAUCUUUAAAAUAUUUUUGGUGAUAUCAGAGCCUGGGUUUUAAUGAAUACAUUCUGAACACUGUAGCAAACUUAUAUGUUGAAGAUGAUUUUGUUAAGUUCUCUAAUGUUUACCUGUUUAUUACCAAUUGACCAGUGUCAACCUGAAGCAUAUCUAUACUACAUGACAUAACGGGGUAUGAAAGUUAUUUCCUAUUUUAGGGUGUUUUUUUACUCUGAGGUGUCAAAUAUGUUUGUUUGAAUUAUGGGGAAUGAUGUCUUCUUUUAUGGAUGACUUUAAAAUACAAUAACUGAAAAAGAUUGUAUACUGUUUAUUGGUUAUGCCAUUUAGUUAAAAGGUAACAAUAAAAUGCAAUCAUUGAACACAUUAAAAUGGGUCCAUAUUAAACAGAUUCAAUAUCUUGAGUCAACCAGAGACAUUUCAUGAUACAGAUAUUAUAAAUUAGCUAGUCAGCCAUUGCUGAUAUUUUCCAAAUCAUUUACUUCACUCUGUCACAAAAUGGCCAUAUUGAAAUAGAAACUUGACAGGACUUUUACUUUAAAAAUAGUCUAUUGUGCAUUAUGCAACUUAAUGAUACUGCUAUAGCAUACUGAAAUGACUUAACAGAAUAAAGAGAGGAGAUAGCCCUGAAUUUCUCAAGUAUCUCACUGCACUUUUAAGUAUGCAGGAAUGAAUAGGAUCAGCCCUGCUGAUAUUUCACAUAAGUCAUAAAAUAACCUAGUAAAUUUUGCAUCCGUAGUAGGGAAAAGAUAUACCGAGGGAUAGUUAAAGCCACUGGUUUAUUUGAUGACAUAAAUUGCUGGCACUUGUUUUAUUAUAGUGCAAUUGUAAUUAUUGUAAAAGAAAAAAACUACACAGGUUUACUGGGUUAGAGAUUUAACACAUUAAAUAAAUGAAAACAUCUCAAUGCCUGUUGUAAAUCUAAAGUCUAGGGUUGUUUCAGUUUUGCACUGUGGUUCUUAGCUUCCUAGCACAAGACAAGCCCGAAUUCCAGUCACUCUCAGAUAUUUUGUCCUUUGUCUCAAACUGCCAGCACCACACUGUCUUCCUCAACGCCAGUUACUUUCCUCUGUUGUCAGUUAAGAAGCUUUCUGUGAGAACUGUAGCAUCACAACCAGUUUUGUUUUUUUUAACCUCCCCCUACAGAUAUUAGCUUAUACGUGCAUAUCCUUUGUGUAGCCUUUAAUUUGCCCUCCUUCCCUUCACUCUUCACCAAAGCAGCUCCUCGCAGUAUCCUUUGCACAAUUUAACUAUGGAGUCACUAUGGUGGCUCUAUAAUUUAAUUUAAAAUUUGCUCAGUUCACUGGCCUCAAAAGUACUUGAUAAAGCAAAGCAGACGUUAUCUGGAGAAGAUUAUAAUAAUACUAGACAAAACAUUUUUCAGAAAUUCUUUAACUGUUGCAAUACUGAAAUGGGAAGAGAAUUGCUACUGUGAACUGAUAUAAAACAGAGGGCAAUCUGGUACUACACUCUAAACAUAUACUGUCCUUAGAGUAGUAUAUACUGUAUUGCAAAAAAAAAAAAAAAAAAAGAAAGAAAA